AUGGCCGAUGCUUUUUACCUCCGUUAUUAUGUUGGACACCGAGGAAAAUUUGGUCAUGAGUUUCUAGAGUUUGAGUUUCGACCAGACGGUAAACUACGUUAUGCCAAUAACUCCAAUUACAAAAAUGACACGAUGAUCCGAAAAGAGGCCACUGUCAGCAAAGCAGUUAUGGAGGAAUUAAAACGCAUUAUCAUUGACAGCGAUAUAAUGAAUGAGGACGAUGCCAACUGGCCCACCCCGGAUCGUGUGGGCCGACAGGAGUUAGAGAUUGUAUGUGGGGAUGAGCAUAUUUCCUUUACAACGUCCAAAAUUGGUUCCCUAAUUGAAAUUAACAACUGCAAGGAUCCUGGGGGAUUGCACACAUUCUACUAUUUAGUACAGGACUUGAAAUGUUUGGUCUUCUCCUUAAUUGGACUUCAUUUCAAGAUAAAGCCUAUAUAG
Echinococcus granulosus is the source of this 441-nucleotide messenger RNA. RefSeq lists its product as hypothetical. Bases 1 to 441 code for a protein of 146 amino acids. Gene Ontology annotation, biological process: RNA splicing. The record is from RefSeq and is a predicted model, not a curated record. Lineage: Eukaryota; Metazoa; Platyhelminthes; Cestoda; Cyclophyllidea; Taeniidae. The transcript is spliced from 4 exons. Gene Ontology annotation, cellular component: nucleus; catalytic step 2 spliceosome; exon-exon junction complex.